AUGAUUUUGGAGGGUAGCUUGGAUUCAAAUAUAGAAACGUUGACCCAGAGAGCCAUAAGGUUGUAUCAUGAAAGAAAGGAUAGCAGCCAAAGGUUAAUUGUAUCUGUGGCAGGUGUUCCAGGAUCAGGAAAAUCAACUAUAACUGGGAAAGUAUGUAAAAGCCUUAACAAGACGUUAGGCAUGCAAAUUGCCAUUGUUUUACCACAAGAUGGAUUUCAUUAUUAUCGUAAAGAGUUAAUGGCUAUGAACGAUACAGAUGUGCUUAUAAAAAGAAGAGGUGCUCCCUUUACUUUCAAUAAUUCGCGGUUUCUCCAAUUGGUGAAGGAGGUUAAAGAAUGCGGAAACGCUACGAUAUUUGCACCAAGUUUUGAUCACGAGCUAAAGGACCCACAAGAAAACUCUAUAGAAAUAUCUCCACUGGUGAAGAUAAUCUUACUUGAAGGUAACUAUGUUCACCUAAAAGACGAUGGAUGGAGAGAGAUACACAGACUUAGUGACGAAAAAUGGUUGGUAUUAGCAGACUUGGACACGAUCAAACAUCGGCUAGUGCAAAGACAUAUCCUGGCUGGUAUAUGUUCUACAAUAGACGAGUCAGUAAGUCGAGUCGAAUCUAAUGAUUUGGUUAACGCAAAUUAUAUUGUUGACCAUUCUGUUCAACCGGAUAUUAUCUUCAUGAACCAAUGA
Molecule: messenger RNA, 684 nt
Organism: Debaryomyces hansenii CBS767
Lineage: Eukaryota; Fungi; Ascomycota; Pichiomycetes; Serinales; Debaryomycetaceae
Product: DEHA2C11396p
Exons: 1
Coding region: 1-684 (227 amino acids)
Cellular component (GO): cytoplasm
Source: RefSeq, a predicted model, not a curated record